Molecule: messenger RNA, 426 nt
Organism: Mycotypha africana
Lineage: Eukaryota; Fungi; Mucoromycota; Mucoromycetes; Mucorales; Mycotyphaceae
Product: U6 snRNA-associated Sm-like protein LSm1
Exons: 4
Coding region: 1-426 (141 amino acids)
Biological process (GO): deadenylation-dependent decapping of nuclear-transcribed mRNA
Cellular component (GO): Lsm1-7-Pat1 complex; P-body
Molecular function (GO): RNA cap binding
Source: RefSeq, a predicted model, not a curated record
AUGGAGAUAACAAGUGGUCCUUUUUUCACAACUUCAACUGGGCUAAUAGACAGUAUCGAUAAAAAGUUGAUGGUGGUUUUGAGAGAUGGCCGUAAAUUAAUCGGCACAUUACGGUCGUUCGAUCAGUUUGCUAAUUUAGUUUUGCAAGACACUAUCGAAAGAAUUUACGUGGGUAACUGUUACGGUGAUAUUCCACGAGGCAUAUUCUUGAUAAGAGGAGAAAAUGUUGUCCUGCUAGGGGAAAUUGAUUCGGAUAAGGAAGAGCAGAUGAAUUUAAAGAUGAAUUUAAGGCAGGUGCCAGUGGAAGAUAUCCUAGUCGCACAGCGUGAAGAGCUCGAAGCAAAGGAAAGGAUUGAUAAGAUCAAAAGUAAAGUGUUGCACAAUCAAGGCUUCUGCGUCGAUAAUUUUCAAAACGACCUGUAUUAA